Molecule: messenger RNA, 813 nt
Organism: Boeremia exigua
Lineage: Eukaryota; Fungi; Ascomycota; Dothideomycetes; Pleosporales; Didymellaceae
Exons: 1
Source: RefSeq, a predicted model, not a curated record
AUGCGAUUCUUGGAUCGAAAUCUCACCACGCCAGAUUAUUUCCAGCCCUGGUCAAAGGGGAAAUUGGUGAUCAAGAUCCAGUAUUUCUUCUGGAACCCUGGAUCCAUGUUGCAAAAGUCGGUAGUCGGUUUACUCCGAUCAAUGCUGUAUCAACUUCUAGCACAACAGCCGAACCUGGUUCCCAACAUCGUUCCCAUGUCGAUGUAUAUGUCUUCUACCCCUGCAGCCGAUUUCCAAUCGGUUGAUUGGACUCAGACCCAGUUGCAGACCACCCUCUACAAUUGCUUGGUGAGUUCGAGGGACUCAAUUAUGGCGUUUAUUCUGCUUGACGGCCUCGACGAGCUCGCCGGAAGUGACGAGAUCAGAGUCAAACUGGUUGAUUUCUUGUUCAAGCUCGCUGAACUUGGAUAUGUCAAACUAUGCAUCUCUAGCAGACCUUGGAAUAUCUUCCACGACUCUUUCCAGGGAUGUCCAAGACUGAAGCUGGAAGAUCUUACUCGCAACGACAUCAGCUUGUUCGUGAGAGCGCAGUUGUCUGGGCAUGCACGAUUCCAACAUGUGAUACGCAGCCAAAACGAGAGUAUGGACGAUAUCGUCAACGAGAUCACAACAAAAGCGCGUGGGGUUUUCUUGUGGGUCCAUCUAGUGAUGCGUGAAUUAUCAAAAGGUCUUAGAGAUGGAGACGGGAUGAGGGAGCUGCGGAGGAGGCUUGAAAAGAUUCCUAGCGACUUGAACGACUACUUCAAACGUCUGAUGAACACCAUAGAGCCCGAUCAGCAACACGACGCUUCGGUUUUGCUGCAGAUUGCUCUC